AUGGCAGAGGAACAGAAGCCCGUUGAAGUCGCCGAGACUACCCCCGUCGUCGCCGAGCCUGCAACUGAGACGAAGCCUGUUGAGGACAAGCCCGUCGAGACCACGCCUGUUGCCGAGGCUGCUGCUACUGAGGCACCCGCUGAGGCUACCGAGACAACCGAAGCCGCCGCUCCUGCUGAGGAGGCUAAGGAAGAAGUGAAGCCUAUCGAGGCUGGUACCCUGGAGCACAAGGGUGCUCCCGCCAACUUCCCCAAGAACCUCAUCUACUCUAAGCAGCACUUCUGGUUCGGCACCGAUGCCAUCCCCAAGGACAAGCUAGCUACAUACCUCAAGAAUGAGAAGGCCACCGAGGUUGCUCACCACGUCACUGCCUGGGCUGCCGAGACUGGAAAGGGUCUUUUCUUCUACGGCAAGGAGAGCGAUAAGAGCACCCCGACCGGCGCUAUCCAAUUGGCUGAGGCUUCUGAGCCUACCGCUGAGGGCGCUACCAAGUUCUCUUUCACUGCCAAGGGUCACAAGCACGCAUUCAAGGCGCCCACUGCCGCUGACCGUGAUAACUGGGUUGAGCAAUUGAAGCUUAAGAUUGCUGAGGCCAAGGAGCUUGCUGCCACUAUCGCUGAGACUGAGGCGUACAAGCAGACUCUUGAGAGCUUGAAGCCUGCUAAGGAGGAGAAGCCUGCUGAGGCCGAGCCUGCGAAGGAGGAAGCCAAGGAGGAGCCUAAGGAAGAAGACAAGAAAGAAGAACCUAAGGAGGAGGAUAAGAAGGAAGACGGUAAGGACUCCAAGCGCCGAUCUGCCAGCCGAAAGCGUGCUUCCAUCUUCGGCAACCUUCUUGGCAAGAAGGAGGAGGCCAAGAAAGAGACCCCCGCUGAAGAUAAGUCCGCCGAGGACAAGCCUGCCGAGACCGCUGAGGCUGCUGAGCCUAUCCCUGAGGACGCAGCCGCUGCUACCGAGACUCCGGCCGUCGAGACCCCUGCUGCCGAAGAGGCCAAGAAGGAGGAGCCUGUCAAGCCUACUCCUACCAAGCGUGCUAGCCUUUUCGGUGGUCUCUCCUUCGGAAAGAAGAAGGUUGAGUCUGAGUCUGCUCCCGCGACUCCUGCUAAGGAUGCCCCUGUCGACGCCUCAGUUGCCGAGACCGCUCCUGUGAUCCCUGCCGUCGAGACUUCUGAGCCUCUUUCGACUGAGGUUGCCUCUCCUACCACUAUCCCUGAGACAACUGAUGCCGCUCCUGCCACCAACGGUGAGACCAAGGAGAAGACCGAGAAGCGCAAGUCUUCUCUCCCCUUCGGCUUCGGCAAGAAGGAGAAGACUGCUACCUCUGACGAGGAAGGCGAGAAAGUCAAGUCUCCUCCCUUUUUCUCCAAGCUCCGCCAGACCGUCAAGGGUAAGGGCAAGGCUGAGAAGCCUAUUGAGGAGUCCAAGGCUGAGGACGCCAAGCCUGCUGAUGUAGCCGAGGAGACCGAGCCUGCUAAGGAGGCUGAGGCUGAACCCGCUGUUGCCCCCAUCGCUGAGGAGACUUCUGCGGAGAAGCCUGCUGCUGCUGCACCGGCUCCCGUCACCGCUGCCGCAUAG
Molecule: messenger RNA, 1572 nt
Organism: Daldinia decipiens
Lineage: Eukaryota; Fungi; Ascomycota; Sordariomycetes; Xylariales; Hypoxylaceae
Product: Pleckstrin homology domain-containing protein
Exons: 4
Coding region: 1-1572 (523 amino acids)
Source: RefSeq, a predicted model, not a curated record